Messenger RNA from Adineta ricciae, 297 nucleotides. The record is from the annotation of a GenBank genome assembly. Lineage: Eukaryota; Metazoa; Rotifera; Eurotatoria; Adinetida; Adinetidae.
AUGCGUACAUCAAUGAUAGCUGCGAGGCAUACAGACGACUUCGUACCAAAACUCAGACAAAUUAUGUUUGGAAUUCGACUGACUGAUGAACAGCUACGUCGAAAUGAAACAAUUGACAUUGAAAAACGUAAAGUAUCUAGUCCUCAGAAUGCACCAGAUAAUUCUUUUUUAAUAUAUCGUCCAAGUGCAUCAACAAUGCUUUUAUCCAAUUCAUUAUCACCUUAUAUCUAUUUUCUACAUGUUGAUGGGAUGAUUGCUGGAGGUCAACGUGGUACUCUACACUUUCCACUCGUUUAG